AAACUUUCCUCUGCCGCAGAGCACGACGCAAGGACGAGCGAGUAUACCUGAGCCGUGCAUUUCGAAGGCACUGCUUGGAGAAACCUUUCUCUAGACUAAUACGCCACCGCACGUUCCUCCCUCUCCCUCCCUCCCUCUCUCUCUCUCUCUUUUUCUCUUUUGCUCGCUCUCUCUCAAAAGUCUCGUCCGACCAGACCCGUAACCUUAACCUUUGUCCUGUAACUGUUUCCUAGCCCCCCUCCCCCACCCACCCCAUCCCCAAACCCCCCCUUCUGUUUGUGUCUGUUAACCCAUCCUAUUCGCACCUUCCCGGCAUUCCUUUGUUUACCCGAACUCAGCUUUUGAGUGUCUGUCCAGUUUGAAGACGAAGUUUAGUGUCGACUGAGAGUUCUAUAUCAGUUUCAUUUGUUUUGUUACUUGCUUAGUGUUUCAUGUCUACUCAAAAGCACCUGCAAGGAAUGGUAAACCUGACAGCGCAAGGGAUCUCUGCCCAGAGAGUCCUGGUGACAGCCCUGGUCAUCAUCAGCCUGUUUCUGGUCUCGGGCACGUCGGCCAGGUACCUAGAUGACGAAUGCCCUGGUGUCAUGGGCAACAGGGACCUAUACGAGAAGGUCGUCAGGGUAUGCGACGAUUGUUCCAACAUCUUCCGUAUGAAUGAUAUGGGCACCAGAUGCAGGAAGGACUGUUUCUACAACGUGGACUUCUUGUGGUGCGUCUACGCCACGGAACGUCACGGCGACGUGGAACAGCUCAACAGAUGGAUGAGCAUCCUACGAGCCGGGAGAAAAUGAAAAACACGCCCUCCAACUGAAAUAUCCUCUAAAAUAAGCUCCAGGACCACACGCCAGAAUAUACUCCAUGUUUUCAAGUGAUACCGAUACAUUGUGAACAUGACAUAUCAGCCGGAAGAAAAAAAAAAAAAAAGAACAUCAGCUUAGAUAUGGAAACUAACAUCAGCAGUCAUCUUGUUUUUCCCAGUGUAUUCUUAAAUGAAUAUCAUUCUGCUUUAUUUUAUUUUUCUCAAAUGAUUUCGUAAUUCACAUUCCACGCCUGUCAGCAAUGUUACUGUUGAGUCAAGGUUAUUCAAUAGGUUCGGUGAAGUUUAAGUAUAGCUCCUCUGCUUUCCUACGUUAUCAGAUAACCAACUUUUUUUUUUAAUCCAUAUAUCCCAAUCAUAAAUUUCAUUAAAUUUAACACCAGCCAAAAUUAUAAAUCAUUUUGAAUAUCUGUGAUUCUCCAAGACAGAUGAAGGACCAGCCUUCAUUUUUUUAGCACUAUCCCAAAUGACCAGGUAACUAGAUGCCAGCUGAUUAUUUUUUAAAGUCCUCUUGGAACAUAAGAAACAAAUUCGCAUCACACUUGAAUAAUCACGUUCAAUAUCUCCUCAAUAUCUCUCAUCAUUUGAGGUCUCAACCACCAUCCCCAGUUCAUUACCAUUAGCAGUAUUUUUUGCCAAACCGCGCAAUUCUUAGUUUUUAGGCUUCUUAGUUAUUUAGUUGACUCUGCGGAGAUGAGCAGCCUCCCUUUAUUACUUCUUAACUUCCUGCUGCCACCGUUUAGAAAUCACAUCUUCGUUCCUGUAUCCUCAUUCCUGAAAUUGACCCUUUUUCAACCAGAGGGUCAAAAUAAGGACUAUAUUUUCUGAUAUCUGUUCUAAGAAACCACAAACCUGAAAUCAUUGUGAUUCUGAUAACCUUCCUCCAGAAUUUCACUUCUAACAAAUAAGGAAGCCAAAGCCCUAAGUGUCUUUCAUUCUGUCUCCCUAUUGUUUUUUGACACGUAAUCUCCUUUAUUUUUCAGCCUUCCCUUUCAGUAUCAUCAUUAUCAACGUGAAAAAGAAUUUCUAAAGUAAUUUUAUUGGUGGAAAUGGAAUUCAUCAUGAACGACUGAGUAGAUCAUUUCAGAACCUGACUGAUGAUCGAUCAAGUGAUGCUACAUCAAUUUUUUUUUUGUCAAAGAUUCAUCGUAUUUCCUGGCUUGAUCGUUUAUAUAUUAUUAUAGCAUUGGUUUUAUAACUUCGUCAAUUCGUAUUUAUUUAUUAAAACUAUUUAUUUUGUCUUUUGUUUUCAUGUAAUGAUGCGAACUUACCUCAUUCAAUGAUAUUAUAGGAUAUUCCUUCAGGACUUCCUUUAAGGACAUUCUUUUAGUGAUAGGAAUUUCUCUCCGCUUUCUCCUUCUUCUUCCAUUUCCUUUUUGGAUAUGAGCUUUGUAUGUUUCAGUCUUCUCAUCUCGACGAAUUGACACAUGUAAUCUGAUUUUGUACCCCAUUUCAACAACGUGUGAUCCUACCAUCAGCUUACUCGGGACCCGUGCAAGAUUUUCCCCUCACUCAUAAGUUAUAAACAUUAUAUUCCUAAAUUUUAAUGUAAAUCAAAACAUGCUAAAAUCUAUGGUCAAAUAGAGCCUUGUUUCACCAACGAAAAUUAAAAUAAAUACGAAAUAAUUUUUCUAUACUGUUUAACAUGCGCAUUAGUUAUUUUUUUUAUUUUCAUUCUAAUAAAUAGAUCGCAAAUAUCCUGUCCUGAAAUUCCUGUAUCUUUAUCGCAAUGCGAAACACAUUUUACGGACCUUUUUAGGCCCUUCCAUAGACCUCUCCUUCCCCCACCCCUCACAACGGCAACACCAAAGCAGUUAUAGUAGAUUCACAUCAAUGGAUUUGAUGUAUAGGCCUGUCCCUUACGACGCUCCUGAUUGGCUGUUGAUAAGCCAAUCACAGGGCAGGAAACUCUUUCUCUCUCGAGAAUUCACGUAGACAGAAUGUAUGCUCCACCUCUCCUCUUCUCCUUCUUCAAAAUCGAGCUGAGAAGACUCCGGAAACAUUUCAUUUGCUCCUUCGUCUCGUUCUUGCCAUUUCCUUCUCUGAAACCCACAUUGAUGAUCUCAUUUGGAAGGGGGGACGCUUUUAUUUCUAACCAACAGUUGUAAAACAUGUUCCCCCUUCAAUUAUUCGAUAACCAAAUGUAUAUUAUUUAUAUAUUUUUGUACGAUGCGCUGAAUGCAGGCGACACCGAAUUGUUAAUUUAUUACUCGUUCUAGUUAUUACCAUACAUUUUAGUUAUUAUUCAGUAGACGUUUGUCCUGUUAAGAUAAUGAUAAUAUAAGUUGUUGGUGCCAUGAUAAUUGUUUGUUUACGUUUUCUUUCUCUUCUUUGGCCAAAGAAGAGGCUGGAGAAUUUGUUGUAUGAAUGAGGUAUUUCAGAAUUAUUAGUAUUAUUAUUAACACAAUCACUUAGUCAGUCAUUCAGUUGUUGUUAGCAUAUUUAUUUACUCAUUUAUUUAUCAUCUAUCCUCUGUCCAUCUACCUACAUUUCCAUCAGGUGCUAGGGUCAAUCAUGAGUGGAAUAAACUAGUUUAGAGUCUUUGAUUAACACUCGCAUUUAUUUUUAGUCACUUGGAUGAGUUUGUAACACUUUGGAAGAAGUUGAGAAAAAUUGAGUUUGAGAAGGAAUAUUCGCUUGUUUGUCAUUUUUACAUCAUUUGCAUCUAUUUUAGGAUUAUUUUUGGCAAAGCAUAGUUCAAACGGGACAGGUCCUCUUGUUUAUGCCCUUAUUUAUAUAUAUGUUUA
Molecule: messenger RNA, 3564 nt
Organism: Macrobrachium nipponense
Lineage: Eukaryota; Metazoa; Arthropoda; Malacostraca; Decapoda; Palaemonidae
Product: molt-inhibiting hormone-like
Exons: 3
Coding region: 432-791 (119 amino acids)
Cellular component (GO): extracellular region
Molecular function (GO): neuropeptide hormone activity
Source: RefSeq, a predicted model, not a curated record